CGGCUGAGUAGCGAGUACCCCGGCUUUGCCAGGAAAGGGAAAGCCUUGGGGCGUUCACUCGCCGUGCCCCCAGCCCGGGCCGCGAGCCCUCCGCGACAGCGCCGGGGCCAUGAGGGCUCUGCGCCGCGGACCACUCGUCGUUCCGGGGCCCCCACUAGGGCCGCUGCUCCUGCUCCUGGCCGCGCUGGCCCCGGGCCACGCCUCCCUGCGGCUCCUGGACCACCCGGCCCCAGUCUGCUCCCAGCCGGAGCUGAACUGCACAGUCAAGAAUAGUACCUGCCUGGAUGACAGCUGGAUCCACCCUCGAAACCUGACCCCUUCUUCCCCCAAAUAUGUCCAAGUCCAGCUGCACUUCGUACAUACCCAACAAGGAGACCUGUUUCCCGUGGUUUACAUCGAGUGGGCCCUGCAAACAGACGCCAGUGUCCUGUACCUCGAGGGAGCAGAGUUAUCCAUCCUCCAGAUGAACACCAAUGAACGAUUGUGUGUCAAGUUUGAGUUUCUGUCUAAACUGAGGCAUCACCACAGACGGUGGCGUUUUACCUUCAGCCACUUUGUGGUAGACCCUGACCAGGAAUAUGAGGUGACCGUUCACCACCUGCCCAAGCCCAUCCCUGAUGGGGACCCAAACCACCAGUCCAGAAACAUCCUCGUGCCUGGCUGUCAAGACUCCAGGAUGAAGGUCACCACCCCAUGUGUGAACGCAGGCAGCCUGUGGGAUCCCAACAUCACUGUGGAGGCCUUGGAAGCCCAGCAGCUGCGUGUGAGCUUCACCCUGUGGGAUGAGCCUGCGCAGUACCAGUUACUCCUGAGCAGCUUCCCGCACACGGGGGACCAAGUCUGCUUUGAGCACGUGAAGCACCUGCUCGCGCCCAGACAGGAGGAUUCCCACCAGCGAGCCAAUAUCACACUCACUGUACACAAGUCUAAUUGGUGCUGCCACCACCGAGUGCAGAUCCAACCCUUCUUUAACACCUGUCUCAACGACUGCCUCCGACACUCCGCGAUGCUUCACUGCCCAGCAGUCCCUGAGAAUCUAGGCUCCUUUGCAGACUCUGUGCCCCUGUGGGUGUUCGGCUUCAUCACAGGCAUCUCCAUCCUGCUGGUGGGCUCAGGCAUCCUGCUGACCCUCUGCAUGACUUGGCGGCUGACAGGGUCUCAUCAUGAAAAAGAUGGUACUGGCAGCAAAUGCACUGAUGUCCUGCCCACAGCUGACUUGACCCCCCCGGCCCUGAAGCCAAGGAAGGUCUGGAUUGUCUACUCUGCCGACCACCCCCUCUACGUGGACGUGGUCCUAAAGUUUGCCCAGUUCCUGCUCACUGUCUGUGGCACCGAAGUAGCCCUGGACCUGCUAGAGGAGAAGGUCAUCUCGGAGGUGGGGGUCAUGACCUGGGUGGGCCACCAGAAACAGGAAAUGGUGGAAAGUAAUUCCAAAAUCAUCGUCCUGUGCUCCCGAGGCACCCAGGCCAAGUGGCAAGCUAUCCUCGGCUGGGAGGAACCUACCAUCCAGCUGCGAUGUGACCGUGGGCAGCCCGCUGGGGACCUGUUCACAGCAGCCAUGAACAUGAUCCUACCAGACUUCAGAAAGCCAGCCUGCUUCGGUACCUACAUCAUCUGCUACUUCAGCGGCAUCAGCAGCGAGGGCGACAUCCCUGACCUCUUCAACAUCACUCCUAGGUACGCCCUCAUGGACAGAUUUGAGGAGGUGUACUUCCGGAUCCAGGACCUGGAGAUGUUUGAGCCUGGCCGCAUGCACCGUGUCGGGGAGCUCACUGGCGAAAACUACCUGCAGAGCCCUAGCGGUUGGCAGCUCAAGGAGGCCGUGCAGCGGUUCCAGGAGUGGCAGACCCAGUACCCCAACUGGUUUGAGCAGGAGAACCUGUGCUCAGCAGAGGACCAGGACCUUCCAUCCCUGGAUGAAGAGGUAUUCGAAGAAUUGCUGCUGCCACCAGGAAGGGGCAUCGUCAGGCAGAGGCCCCUGGAGCGGGAGCCAACCUCUGUGGGCGCCAGUGGCCUGGCAGUGGGCAUGCUCCUCCAAGAGGGAGGAGGAGGAGUGUGGAAACUGGAGCCUCAGCUGCCACCCCAGGGGGAGCCCUCGGCCCAGCCCCUGCAAACAACAGUGCUCCCUGUGGAAAAGGUCCCUUCGGCUUGGGCCAUGGAGCCCUUGCCUCUAGCUGAUGAGGGCAGCGUGGCCAGCCAGCUGCCUGUGAUGGAGGAAGGCGAGGACCACCCGCUGCUAGGGGGCAGUGGCGCUCAACAGAGCAGUGUCCUCUUCCUCCCCGAGGACUCAGAGGGUCCACUGCCUCACUCCAGCUCCCUGCAGGCAUCUCCCGAGCCUCUCCGGAAGGAGAUGAGGGAGCAGCUGGAAGGCUUGAUGCUGUCACUCCUCCAGCAAGACCCUUACACGCCCUCCGAGGAAGAGCAGCGGCAGUCAGUGCAGUCUGACCAGGGCUACAUCUCCAGGAGCUCCCCGCAGCCCCCUGAUGGACUCAGGGAGAUGGAGGAAGAGGAGGAGGAGGAGGACUUGGGGGAGUCGGCCACGCCGCUGUCUCCAGAGGACCUGGAAAGUCUGAGGAGCCUCCAACGACAGCUUUUCUUCCAAGAACUGCAGAAGAACGCUGGCUGGGACAGGAUGGGCUCAGAGAGGCCAGCAAUGCUUGAGCAGGCUCCCUGCUAGCAGCUGCUGGCUCCCCAGCAUCCAGAGAGGGGUGUGUGUACACAUGAGUAUGCACAUGUGUGUGUUUGCAGCUGUGUGUCUGCAUGUGCCUAUGUGCAUGAGUGAAGUGUGUGCUCGAAAUUAUAGCCAUCUUGACUCUCAUCCCUAGGUAUCCCCUUACUUUUCUUUAUGUGGCUGGUCAUCAUCCAUCUCUACAGGAAUCCACAGCCUACUCCCAGGAGCUAAUGACAGAGUGACCUUGAGUCUCUAUCAUCAUUCAUUCAUUCAUUUAUUCAGCAUUUAUUUUGGACCUACUAUGUGCCAGGCAUUGGGAUACAAGGAUAAAUUGUACAUGCCAUGGCUCUGGCCACCAAGGACCUUCAUACCUGGUGAGAAAAAUAUGCAGAUAAGGCACCUAGGCCGGGAGAGAUUCCUGAAGGAGGUGAUGUCUGCACUGGAGAGGAAGUGUGUUGCCUACUCACAGAGUUGUGUCUGGGGAAGGUGCAGACCCUGGGAAGGGAGCCCUGGGGUCUGUGCUGGGUGGUGAGUGGAGGUGGAGUGUGAGGGAGCUGCUGGGGCCUAGAGUGGAAGGAGGUGGCAAGGAGAGAAACGGGGAGGUAGCCAGAGCUCAGCCUCAUGGCCAAGCUUCUUAGGACGUCAGCCCAAAAGCCUGAGACUCCUUUCCUAUCAUGGGCUGUCAUCCAGCAGGGGAGGAGGCUGCGGGCCAGACACACCCCGCAGAGACAGGAUAGAAAUGUGUGAUGUGAAACCGCAGUCAGCAGGGAGAUGAGUGUGACAUCCUGAGCCCACAUUUUGGCAGUCAGUCAACAGGAGAGCUGCAGCAAAGGAUUCUUCAGGGGUGGGCUGUGGGGCUGCGGCCCCCCACUGUCCCAGGGCAGGUGAAGGGAGGGUGACAUCUACAGAGCCCACAGCAGGUCAAAGGGGGGUGAAGAGCAGGGAGACACCUGUGGGGAGAGGAGAGCGCGCCACUCUGUACUUCAAGGCCUGAUAGCAUUUAAGGAGGGACUCUGAGUCCUGCUGUUUGCAGUAAUUGUUCCUGAAGUGCAUUCUUGGGGUACACUGAAGGCUUCUGCCUGUCCAGGGGUCGAAGAGCACCCUGGGUGCCAACUGACCCUGGAAUCAAACGAUCUCCAUUCCCUGCUGGGUCCUUAACUAUACUUCAAGCGUCAGUGGAGAGCAGACGGUUCAAAAAUGUGGUCGGAAAACAUAAUGCGAGAGGGGCCUAAGUUGUGUGCCCAUGAGUGCACAUGUGCAUGUGCGUGUGUGUGUGUGUGUACACGUAUGAAAGAUUAUCAAUAAAAGGAUGCAUAACUCUGU
Messenger RNA from Otolemur garnettii (small-eared galago), 3994 nucleotides. It is a transcript of the gene IL17RA, whose product is annotated as interleukin 17 receptor A. The record is from RefSeq and is a predicted model, not a curated record. The transcript has 13 exons. The coding region runs from base 110 to 2677 and encodes 855 amino acids. Lineage: Eukaryota; Metazoa; Chordata; Mammalia; Primates; Galagidae. Gene Ontology annotation, molecular function: interleukin-17 receptor activity.